AUGACGCAAGCAAUACUGCCAGACUUCGACCUUGAUCGAUUCUCCAUUCCUAACAAACUGUUUAUUCACGGCGACUGGGCGGACAGCGGUGAAGAGCAGAAUCGAAGCUUGGCAUCGGCUGUCAAUGGCCAGACUAUAUGCAAAAACAUUCAUUGGGCCAAUGACAAGGACGUUGAUCGUGCUGUUGAAAGCGCCGGAGAAGGUCUCAAGGCCUGGCAAGCCCUUAGCAAGCGUCAACGACGAGAGGCUCUUGUUAAAUACGGCGAACUCAUCAGGAAGCACGCCGAAGAAAUUUUCUGGUUGGAGGCGGUACUCACAGGCAAGGCGCGAUCAUUCAGUACUUACGAAGUAGAUGCCGCUGCUGAGACAUUCAUCCACUUCGMAAAUGCGAUUGAUACAUUCCACGGGCAGGUGCUCAGCCAAGAAGACGACUGUAUCAAAUACACGCUGUAUCAACCAUACGGGAUAUGUGCGGCAAUCGUUCCAUUUAAUGGACCUCUAGUCUGCUUUGCCAUGAAGGCCGCGCCAGCUUUAGCUGCAGGCAAUGCCCUUAUUGUAAAAGCGAGCGAGAUGAACCCCUUUUCUACCCUUUUCGCAGUAUCCUUGGCGAUCCAAGCUGGAAUUCCUGCCGGAACCAUCAAUUGUCUUACGGGAGAUGGAGUGGCUGGAAAUGCACUAGCACGACACAUGAAAAUCCGCAAGAUUAGUCUCACUGGAAGCCUACCAACUGCACGGCUCAUACAAGUCGCCGCCGCUCAAUCCAAUCUGAAGAGCGUCACUCUGGAACUCGGUGGGAAGUCCCCUKUCAUUGUAUUUCCAGACGCAGAUUUUGACAAAGCCGCGGAAAGCUGCUGUCAGUUCUUGAUGCUCAAUGGCCAGGGUUGCAUGUUGGGCACGCGAGUAUAUCUCCAUGCAGACGUUUACGAUGCAAUGAUGAUGAGGAUCAAGGCAAUGGUAAACAUGUAUGAGGAAAAUCUUGGAUCGGAUCCUUUCCAAGACGGUACCUGGAGCUCUCCUUUGUUCCAUGCGCGUCAAAGAGACAUUGUACUGCAACAUAUCGAGAAUGGCAAGCAAGAGGCAACGCUACUCCCAGGAGGUGGCGAAAUCAUCGACGGCGAUGGGUGCUACAUUCGACCAGCAAUCUUCACGGAUCCAACGCCUGAAGCCAGUAUCCUGAAAAGUGAGAUUUUCGGCCCUGUCGUUGUCAUAUCGAAAUUCCAAGACGAGGAUGCAGUCAUACAGUCUGCAAAUGACUCUGAGCUUGGCCUCGGCGCAUAUCUCUGGACUCGCGAUAUUGGACGAGCACUUCGAGUCAGCAGUCGAAUUGAAGCUGGAUGCGUGGGRGUCAAUGGCAACACACAUGUGCCGUGGGUGCCACAUACGACCACUGGCGGUUGGAAACAGAGUGGUCAAGGGAUAGAGAACGGAAUGGCAGCGUUGAGGGAUUGGACGCAGAUGAAGAGCGUGAAAAUAUCGGCUUGA
Molecule: messenger RNA, 1482 nt
Organism: Ramularia collo-cygni
Lineage: Eukaryota; Fungi; Ascomycota; Dothideomycetes; Mycosphaerellales; Mycosphaerellaceae
Product: related to aldehyde dehydrogenase
Exons: 5
Coding region: 1-1482 (493 amino acids)
Molecular function (GO): aldehyde dehydrogenase (NAD+) activity
Source: RefSeq, a predicted model, not a curated record